This is a messenger RNA of Gastrolobium bilobum, 6986 nucleotides long. RefSeq names its product protein TIC236, chloroplastic-like. The record is from RefSeq and is a predicted model, not a curated record. Lineage: Eukaryota; Viridiplantae; Streptophyta; Magnoliopsida; Fabales; Fabaceae. Gene Ontology annotation, cellular component: plasma membrane. Gene Ontology annotation, biological process: protein secretion. The transcript has 23 exons. The coding region runs from base 119 to 6718 and encodes 2199 amino acids.
UUCGUUUCAAUCCAAAAAAAAAAAAAACGUAGAUUCAGAUAAAGUCUAUGUUCGUGUUCCACUUCCAAUGAUUCUUCUGAAUCAUUGCUUCAUGGUCUCUUGCAGAUGAGACUACACGAUGAGCCUGAAAAAUCACGCCUUGUUUUUUGGGACUAACCUUCAUGGUUCCUUGGAAAGUAGCACCAGCAAGAGGAACCCUUUUCAUUUGGAGAGAAGGAAGUUGCCAAAGAAGGGUCUUUGCAGUUGGAGGUGCUGCGUGUCCGCAGAACAUUCUCAUUUGGUAAGCCAAGCGUUUAGGUUUUCAAAUUUUUGUGGGAAAAAUGUGAGGUUUAUGAGAAAAGACGUUAUUUUGAGAAAUGGGUCAAGGUUAGAAUGUGGCAAGGAACCCUUUUUUAAAAGUGAGACUUUGGUGAGUUCUUUGAGCCCUUUAUGGAAAGAGGGGCUUCUUUUGAUAAGGGCCACUGUUUACACUGCUGUUAUCUCUGGGAUAUGCAUGUUGGUGUGGUAUGGGCAGAAUAAAGCUAAGGGUUUUAUUGAAGCCAAUUUGUUGCCUUCUGUUUGUUCAGUAAUCAGUGAACACAUUCAACGUGACCUUGUGUUUGGCAAGGUUCGGGGAAUCACGCCAUUGAGUAUUACAUUGGAGUCAUGCUCAUUUGGUCCUCAUAAGGAGGAAUUUUCUUGUGGUGAGGCUCCUACGGUUAAGCUUCGCCUCCGCCCUUUUGCAAGUUUGAGUAGGGGAAAGUUGGUGGUUGAUGCAGUUUUGUCACAUCCAAGUGUGUUGGUGGUGCAGAGGAAGGACUAUACUUGGUUGGGAAUACCAUUCACUGAAGGUGGCAAAGAGAGGCACUUCUCAACUGAAGAAGGGAUAGAUCAUCGUACAAGAAUCCGGAGGCUUGCACGAGAGGAAGCUGUUGCUCUGUGGGAAAGAGAGAGGGAUGAUGCAGCUAGGGAAGCUGCUGAGGUGGGUUACUUUGUUUCUGAUUGGACUUGUGGUCUAUCCCAAGGCGAUGGUUCAAAGGAUAUUGAAACUCAUUCAACAAAAUCUACUGAGACUGCACCCUUUUUCUGCAUGAAGGAUGGGAAGCACGAUCAUCGGUUCAUGGACUCAGGUGUUGAUUAUGAUGUUAAACAUGCAGAUUUGGAAAAAUCAUUUAGAGUUGGAUUUCCUGUGUUAGGACUUCAAUUUUGGUCUAGAGUAAUAACAGGGCGUACAAAACACAAAUUUAAGCGGAAGGCUAACGGGAGUAACAUCUGUGCAUCUGCUGUUGCUGUCAAAAGAAGAAUGUUUGAACGUAGUGCAUCAGCAGCUCACACAUAUUUUCAUGAUCAAUCACGUGGGAAGUUUGGGGAGUCUUCAUCGUCUUCUGAAUGUUUUCAUUUUAUGAAUCAUGAUAUGCAUUUGGUGAGAAGUGAGGUUGACAGAAAUGCAAAAUCUGUUGCCAUUGCUAAUGAAAAUAGAAGUGAUAGUAACCAAAGUGGAACACAAUUCAGAGAUCUGGGAAUCCAGUCUCAUUCAGUAAAUGAAAAUGUUAGCGGUAAUUCAGAUUGUUUUAAAGUUGUCAGCGAUCCAACUUCACAGAGAAGAGAGAGUAAAUUUGAAAAUUUGCAAUCUAGUGAGGAUGUUGCAGAACCUGCUAUUAUUAAUAGUAUUAAAGAGAAAAAUAAGGAGUUCGUACCUCAUGUUGCAGACAAUCAUAUUGACGAUGAUAGUUCGUCUGGGGGCCAACAAGGUUUGACUUCUGAAGAUUUGUUUUUUGUGAAGCCUAAGCCUCGAUUGGCGAAUUAUUUUCAAAUUCCAUUUGAGCCCUUGCUUGUGAAAUUUGGCUUAACCUCAUUUUUAAGAAGUAUUGAGGAGUGGAUAUCUUGCUUUCUUUCUGGUCCCAUUGAAAAUUUGAAGUCUGAUGUGGGUCUGAAAGUUGAAGAUAUUGUUGGAGAACAUGUUGAUGGAGUAGAUUUUGUGCAGUCUGAAGGCAUUACUAAGAUGCUUCCUGUUACAUUAGAUUCUGUUCAUUUCAGAGGUGCAACAGUGAUGCUACUUGCAUAUGGUGACAGGGAAGUUAGGGAGAUGGAGAAUGUUGAUGGGCAUGUAAAGUUGCAAAACCACUAUAGUCGCAUACAUGUGCAGCUGAGUGGAAAUUGUAAUACUUGGAGAUCAGAUAUUAUAUCUGAAGAUGGCGGCUGGUUGUCUGCCAAUGUUUUUGUUGAUACUAUUGAGCAAAAUUGGCAUGCUAAUUUAAAAAUCGAUAAUCUUUUUGUUCCGCUGUUUGAAAGGAUCCUCGAAAUUCCAAUUACAUGGUCUAAAGGAAGGGCUAGUGGAGAGGUUCACUUGUGCAUGUCAAAGGGGGAUACUUUUCCAAAUUUUCAUGGACAGCUUGAUGUGACGGGGUUGGGCUUCCAACUAUUGGAUGCGCCAUCAUGUUUUUCUAACAUAUCAGCGAGUUUAGGUUUUCGUGGUCAAAGAAUAUUUUUACACAAUGCAAAUGGCCGGUUUGGCAGUGUUCCUCUAGAAGCAUCAGGAGACUUCGGCAUUCAUCCCGAAGAAGGAGAGUUUCAUCUUAUGUGUCAGGUUCCUGGUGUUGAAGUGAAUGCCUUGAUGAGAACUUUUAAGAUGAGACCUCUUUUAUUCCCGCUAGCUGGAUCAGUGACCGCUCUAUUUAAUUGUCAAGGCCCGCUGGAUACUCCUGUAUUUGUAGGCACUGGAAUGGUUUCAAGGACAUUCUCUUAUUUACAAGUUGACACCCCUGCAUCUGCAGCUUCUGAAGCACUUGCUAAAAGUAAGGAGGCUGGUGCACUGGCAGCAUUUGAUCGCAUUCCAUUUUCAUAUGUAUCUGCCAAUUUCACUUUCAACACUGAUAACUGUGUUGCUGAUUUAUAUGGAAUUAGGGCAAGCCUUGUAGAUGGUGGUGAAAUUCGAGGGGCUGGGAAUGCAUGGAUAUGCCCAGAGGGUGAGGAGGAUGAGACAGCAAUAGAUGUGAAUUUCUCUGGAAGUUUAGCCUUCGAUAACAUUGUGCUUCGAUAUAUACCAAGUCAUUAUCAUCAGAUGCCACUCAAAUUGGGGAUAUUAAAUGGAGAAACAAAACUUUCAGGAUCUCUUUUAAGACCAAGGUUUGAUAUAAAAUGGACUGCCCCUACAGCAGAAGGGUCUCUCAGCGAUGCUCGGGGAGAUAUCAUAAUCUCACAUGAUUUUAUUACUGUGAAUUCUGCUUCAGCUGCAUUUGAUCUGUAUAUGAGGGUUCAAACAUCUUAUCCUGAUGAUUUUUCUUUUAAUAGAGAAGAGUUUUAUGCACCAAGGGCCAUUCCAUUUACUAUUGAUGGAAUUGAGUUGGUUUUGCGUAUGUGUGGGUUUGAAUUCUUCAAUUUGGUUUCUACAUAUACUGCGGAUUCUCCAAGGCCUUUGCAUUUGAAAGCAACUGGAAGGAUCAAGUUUCAGGGAAAGGUUUUAAAACCUAGUGGCAAUAUUAGCGAGCAAAAUUUUGAGAAGAAUAGGCAGCAUGAGCAAAUGUUGGAGAAAGGAAUAAUAGAUAGUCUUGUUGGGGAGGUUUCAAUAUCUGGUCUCAAACUGAAUCAAUUGAUGCUUGCACCUCAGUUGUAUGGGCUGUUGAGAGUUUCUCCUGAGCAUAUCAAGUUGGAUUCCUCUGGUAGGCCUGAUGAAAGUCUUGCAGUGGAGUUUGUUGGGCCACUACAGCCAAGUAGCGAAGAUGGUCUGCAAAGUGGGAAACUGUUGUCUAUUUCUCUUCAAAAAGGGCAAUUGAGGACUAAUAUUUGUAUUCAACCAUUUCGUUCAGCUAGUUUAGAGGUACGACAUUUUCCACUUGAUGAGUUGGAGCUCGCUUCUCUCAGGGGAACUAUACAGAGGGCAGAAAUCCAACUUAAUCUUCAAAAAAGAAGAGGACAUGGAAUCCUAUCUGUACUUCAUCCCAAAUUCAGUGGUGUGCUCGGCGAAGCCUUAGAUGUGGCGGCUAGGUGGAGUGGAGAUGUUGUGAGUACCAUUCUCUUAUUUGUUUGCACCCGAAUGACUUACUUGUUGAUCACUCUCGAAAAAACUGUUUUGCAACAAAACUACAGUUGUUAUGAACUACAAGGUGAAUAUGUGUUGCCUGGCUCCCGAGAUCGUAAUCCUAUUGACAGAGAAGGAGGUGGUCUUUUAAAAAGGCUAAUGUCUGGGCAUAUUGGGAGUGUUAUAUCCUCAAUGGGCAGGUGGAGAAUGAAACUUGAAGUUCGUAGAGCUGAGGUUGCUGAGAUGUUUCCUCUUGCGAGGCUUCUUUCUCGAAGUAUGGAUCCUGCUGUUCAUUCAAGAUCUAAGGAUUUCUUCAUUCAAAGUUUGCAGUCAGUGGGAUUAUAUGCUGAAAGCCUUCAACAACUGCUUGAGACAAUAAGGGGGCAUCAUGCUCCAUCAAAUGAUGUUGUUCUUGAAGAUUUAAGUCUUCCUGGUUUAUCUGAAUUCAAAGGUCGCUGGCGUGGAUCUCUUGAUGCUAGUGGUGGAGGAAAUGGAGACACCCUGGCAGAAUUUGACUUUCAUGGGGAGGACUGGGAAUGGGGAGACUACAAAGCUCAGCGUGUCUUGGCCGUUGGUGCUUACAGUAAUGAUGAUGGUAUGCACCUGGAGAAAUUUUUUAUCCAGAAGGAUAAUGCCACCGUCCAUGCAGAUGGAACAUUGUUGGGGCCUAAAUCCAACCUUCAUUUUGCUGUCUUAAAUUUUCCCGUUAGUCUGGUCCCAACUGUAGUUCAUAUCAUUGAAUCUACAGCAACAGAUGUUGUUCAUUCUUUGCGGCAAUUGUUGGCACCCAUCAGGGGUAUACUGCACAUGGAAGGAGAUCUUAGAGGAAGUUUAGCAAAACCAGAAUGUGAUGUCCAAGUAAGGCUCCUGGAUGGUGCCAUUGGUGGUAUUGAUCUUGGACGAGCAGAACUUGUUGCUUCUCUAACCUCAACCAGUCGUUUUCUAUUCAAUACAAAAUUUGAACCUAUAACCCAAAAUGGUCAUGUACUCAUUCAAGGAAGCAUUCCUGUUGCUUUUGUGCAAAAUAACAUGUUACAGGAAGAUGUAGAAUUAGAAAAGAGUCGGUCUACUUGGGUUCCUGAUUGGAUGAAGGAGAAGAAUAGAGAAAAUGCUGAAGAUGCCAGCGAUAUAAAAGUUUCUAGAGAUAAAAAUGAAGAAGGUUGGAAUACACAAUUGGCAGAAGGCCUUAAAGGCUUAAAUUGGCAAAUUUUAGAUGUUGGAGAAGUAAGGAUUGAUGCUGAUAUAAAAGAUGGAGGAAUGACGUUGGUGACAGCUUUAUCUCCUCAUGCCAAUUGGCUUCAUGGCAAUGCUGAUGUCGUGCUUGAGGUCAGAGGUACAGUUGAUCAACCGGUGCUUAAUGGGCACGCAACAUUCCACAGGGCAUCUAUUUCUUCACCUGUGCUCCAAAAGCCUCUAACCAACUUUGGUGGAACUGUUCAUGUCAAAUCAAACCGGUUAUGCAUCACCUCACUGGAGAGUAGGGUAAGCAGAAAGGGAAAGCUUCUUGUAAAAGGGAACCUACCACUCAGAACUAGUGAAGCAGCCCUUGAUGACAAGAUUGAAUUAAAGUGUGAAGUUCUGGAAGUACGGGCACAAAAAAUAUUUAGUGGUCAGGUUGAUUCUCAGAUGCAAAUAACUGGUUCGAUAUUGCAACCAAACAUAUCUGGAAAUAUCAAGCUAAGUCAGGGAGAAGCAUAUCUGCCACAUGAUAGAGGUGGUGCUCCUGCUUCUAAUAGAUUCCCAUCAAAUCAGUCUAUGGUUCCUGCUGGUGGUGUUAGCCGAGUGUUUGCUUCAAGAUAUGUUUCACGAUUUUUCAGCUCAGAAUCUGCUUCUUCAAAGGCCAAAAUUUCUCAAUCAUCUGGCUCUGUUAAUAAGUCAACUCAGGUUGAAACGGAGAUGGAGCAAGUGCAGAUUAAACCAAAUGUAGAAAUCUGCCUGAAUGAUUUGAAGCUUAUACUUGGACCCGAGUUGAAGAUAGUUUAUCCUUUGAUUCUUAAUUUUGCUGUUAGUGGUGAGCUUGAGUUGAAUGGUCUGGCCCAUCCCAAAUGGAUAAAACCUAGAGGCAUACUGGCAUUCGAGAAUGGAGAAGUUGAUCUAGUUGCAACACAGGUGAGAUUAAAACGAGAGCACUUAAAUAUUGCAAAAUUUGAGCCUGAGUAUGGACUAGAUCCGUUGUUAGAUUUAGCUUUAGUUGGAUCUGAGUGGCAAUUUAGAAUUCAAGGUAGAGCUAGCAAUUGGCAAGACAAACUUGUGGUGACUUCAACGCGUUCUGUGGAACAGGAUGCGCUCUCACCUACUGAGGCUGCCAGAAGAUUUGAGAGCCAAUUAGCUGAAUCCAUUUUGGAAGGCAAUGGUCAGCUUGCAUUUGAAAAGCUUGCAACUGCAACUCUUGAAAAAUUGAUGCCACGAAUAGAAGGGAAGGGAGAGUUUGGCCAGGCUAGGUGGAGGCUAGUGUAUGCACCUCAGAUUCCUAGUUUGGUUUCUGUUGAUCCUACAGCAGAUCCUCUCAAGUCACUUGCCAGUAAUAUAUCGUUUGGUACUGAAGUUGAAGUCCAGCUUGGGAAACGUCUUCAGGCCACAAUAGUUAGGCAAAUGAAGGAAUCUGAGAUGGCAAUGCAGUGGACCUUGAGCUAUCUACUUACAAGUCGUUUGAGAGUGCUCCUACAAUCUGCUCCAUCCAAACGCCUUCUUUUUGAAUAUUCUGCUACAUCCCAGGAUUGACUUGCAUCCAAGUAACAUUUGCAAAUUGCAACUGCAUUUUUUUCCCUACCUAAGACUAAUUUGUAUUACUUUUCCUAGUAGCUUGGCCUUACCCUUUGUAAAUGAAAUUUAAAUGCAUUCCACUUCAAAAUUACCUCACAUAUCAUGUUUAUAUGAAAGAGGAAUUUUGGGAUACUCUCUGAGUAUGUAAAAGUAGAGUAGAUGCAUGUUAUUUUUUUGCUCAGAUUGAGCAUGUUAAUAUGUAGAUGCUUAAUUCAUGAAUACUUCA